UGUCAGGUGUCAGUGGUUGUCAUUUGGACAUCUAUUUUGUUUCUCUUUCGAAAUUUUUGUAGUUUUUGUCAACAUUCAAGUUGAAAACUUUCAAAACUUUUGUGUAGUGUAAAAAAGCAGGCAAACCUAACUGAAACUUGUGAAUAUGUGGCUUCCCCUAUUUUCUCUCUAUAUUCUAAUAUCAUUAAAUAGUAUUACUUCAAUCGGAAUCGGUGAUUUAAAUGUACCACCGGAACAUGUAACAUAUGUUUUCAAUGCUUUCCCUAGUGUUGCCGAUGCUUGUCUAUCAGAUCCACAAUGUUCUUACAAAGAACUGGCAGAGUCUAAGAGGUGUUGGGGCUAUGAACAUAAUUGUAACAGAGAUAUUUCGUACCCGGUCCGUCCUGUUUGCCCUGGUGACCAUCGUGGUUGGGUGAAGACGAAGGAGGCUCAGUAUGAUACUUUCUACACUCAAGCUGAUUUUGGAUAUGUGAAAGAACAAAUAGAUGAUUUAAUGGUCAUGUGUGAAGCAACAUAUCCUGAUGACACUUCAUUGGAAUGCUCCAAAUAUUUAAGAUUUUGCCGAGGCAGGAACAUGAUGUUAAAUUUCACAGGCCUUAUUGGUCGUGGGGACAACUUGAGAUACAAGAUUGAUAUUCUAGGUCCUGGUCAAAUAGGUGGUUUCUGUAACUUUUAUUCCGAGAGACUGAAGAAGGAGGCAGACCACAUGAGUGCUUUACAGUCGUGGGCUCCUGAACUCAUACAUUUUGUCAAGACACCACAGAGACCAAUACCUGAUGGGAUGUGUGACAUAGUAAUAAAGAAACCCACAUAUAUAAUGAAAUUGGAUGCAACUGUUAACAUGUACCACCACUUCUGUGACUUCUUCAACUUGUAUGCGUCACUACAUGUGAAUUCAACUCAUCCUUCUACAUUCUCAAAGGAUAAUCACAUUUUGGUUUGGGAAACAUUUACAUAUGAAUCAGCUUUUAAAGAAACAUUUAAGGCGUUCACUGACAAUCCUAUUUGGGAUCUGAAAACAUUCAGAGGAAAAGUUGUGUGCUUCAAAAAUGUUGUAUUGCCGCUCUUACCUAGAAUGAUCUUUGGAUUAUUUUACAACACUCCUUUGGUAAGAUUUUUGUUAUAA
Messenger RNA from Spodoptera litura, 1126 nucleotides. It is a transcript of the gene Eogt, whose product is annotated as EGF-domain O-GlcNAc transferase. Gene Ontology annotation, molecular function: protein O-acetylglucosaminyltransferase activity. The record is from RefSeq and is a predicted model, not a curated record. Lineage: Eukaryota; Metazoa; Arthropoda; Insecta; Lepidoptera; Noctuidae. Gene Ontology annotation, cellular component: endoplasmic reticulum lumen.